UUGAAAUCGAGCAUGCGUAAUUAACCUUUCUGAAUAGAAACGGCGGGGAGUACAGCAAAAUUCUUCGUUUAAGAAACAUAUGCUUUCGUUCUCUGUGGCUUUUUAGUUCCGGAAAGGAGCAUGCGCAUAGUGAGAGGGUUGAUCCUCUGAAGUUUGAACUCGAAGGAAACCGCGGCGGAGUGGAGGGCUGUCAGUGAGUGGCGGUAGCCCGGAGCUCCGCCGGUGGGAAAACAGAGAGUCUUGGCUUUGCCACUUACUAGUUUGGUGGCCUUGAGAAAGUCACACAACAUUUCAGAGCACCAGUUUUUCCUUAUCGGUUGCUCACUUUUUUUGAAGAAACAGGACUAGUUCAUGGCUCAGCAUGUCAAUAGUAACAGUGCAGCUUGGUCAGUGUGGCAACCAGAUUGGUUUUGAAGUGUUUAAUACUUUAUUUAGUGACUCACAUGAUUUCCAAGGACUCUGCUCUAAAAAAGAAAAUGAGGCAUAUCAAGCAUCUUGCCAAGAAAGAUUCUUCAGGGAGGAAGAAAAUGGAGUUCCAGUUGCCCGGGCUGUGCUUAUUGACAUGGAACCUAAGGUUAUCAAUCAAACUCUGACAAAGGCUUCUCAGUCUGGCCGAUGGAAAUAUGGUCAGCAUGCAUGCUUCUGUCAAAAACAAGGUUCUGGAAACAACUGGGCAUAUGGUUACUCUGUACAUGGACCUAGGCAUGAAGAAUCUAUCAUGAACCUAAUCCAGAAGGAAGUGGAGAAAUGUGACUCCUUGAGUGGUUUUUUCAUCAUAAUGAGUAUAGCUGGGGGCACAGGAUCUGGGCUGGGAGCCUUCAUUACACAGGAUUUACAAGAUCAGUACUCAAACUCUUUAAGAAUGAAUCAGAUUAUAUGGCCCUAUGGAACUGGUGAGGUUAUUGUUCAGAACUACAACUCCAUUAUGACUCUUUCUCACCUGUACCGAUCUUCAGAUGCCCUCCUUGUUCAUGAGAACGAUGCUGUCCAUAAGAUCUGUGCAAAACUCAUGAAUAUCAAGCAGAUAUCCUUUAGUGAUAUAAAUCAAGUCCUUGCACAUCAGCUGGGAAGUGUGUUUCAGCCUACUUAUUCUGAAGAAGGCGCUUUUCACUACAGAAGAAACCCACUAGGAGACUUAAUGGAGAAUUUAGUUCCCCAUCCUGAAUUCAAGAUGCUGGGUAUUCGUAACAUUCCUCAAAUGUCUGAGAAUUCACUGGCAUAUAGCACGUUUACUUGGACUGGCCUCCUCAAACAUUUGAGACAGAUGCUCAUUUCUAAUGCGAAAAUGGAAGAAGGGAUUGAUUGGCAGGUACGACCUCCCAUAUCCGGACUUCCAGCUAUUGGGAAAAUGAGUCUCAAGAAGGAGCUGCAUUUUAACACUUCCAUUGCUAAUUUGGUCAUCCUUCGUGGGAAAGAGGUACAAAAUGCAGAUCUCGAGGGAUUUAAAGAUCCAGCUCUCUACACUUCCUGGUUACAGCCUGACAUUGCCUUCAAUGUGUGGAAAAUCCAGCGAGCCUUUAACAGAUAUGAGAAGUCUGCAGCGCUCGUCAGCAAUAGCCAGUUCUUAGUAAAGCCUCUUGAUAUGAUUGUGGGCAAAGCGUGGAAUAUGUUUGCUUCAAAAGCCUACGUUCAUCAGUAUACAAAAUUUGGAAUCGAAGAAGAGGACUUUUUGGACAGUUUCACAUUGUUAGAACAAGUUGUUUCGAGUUACUCUAACAUCUGAUUUUGAAAACCUUAGGAAUGUUUGGACUGAAAUAUGUUCAAUACUACUGUUUUUAAAGUUUGAUCUAUGAACUAUAUCCCAGACUUUUUCUUUCUUUUUUUGGACCUGUGGAUUUAACCCAGGGGUACUUAACCACUGAGCUAUAUCCUCAGCUUUUUUGAUUUUUUAUUUUGAGACAAGUUGCUUAGAGCCUCACUAAGUUGCCCAGAGCUGUCCUUGAACUUGGAAUCUUCCUGCCUCAGCUUCUAGAGUUGCUGGGAUUACAAGGGUGCAUCACCGUACCACAGAGAAUUUUUAAAUAGGGAAUAACAAGUUCUCAAUGAAAUCAUCUACUUAGUAAUUCAUUUGUAAGAGACAAAAAAAAAAAUGUUACUCCCAUAGAGAACUUUUAUUUUGUUGAGACAGAGUCUUGCCAUGUUGCCCAUGCUGCUCUAUGAGUCUGAACUACUAGGCCAUGGCAUUCUGUUGCCUCAGCCUCCCAAGCAGCUAGGACUGCAGGCACAUGCCAUAGUGCCCAAUUUAAAAGAAUUUUGGAAACAUCUGCAGAGAUCUUGGAACUCUGAAAGUAUCUAUGAAAAAGGAAUAUUCUAUUGUCCUUCUUUACUCCAAAAAAGAUUUACUAAACAUUCACAGCACAAUUGUAAACUAAGAAUUUAAAAUUCUGAGCCAGGUGUAGUGGUGCAUGCCUGUAAUUCCAGUGACUUGGGAGGGUGAGACAAGAAGAUUGCAAGUUCAAGGCCAGCCUUGGCAAUUUAGGGAUACCCUGUCUCAAAAUAAAAAAUAAAAAGGACUGGGGAUAACGGGUGUAGUGGCACACACCUAUAAUCCCAGUGACUAGGGAGGCUGAGGCAGGAAGAUCACAAGUUCAAAGCCAGCCUCAGCUCGGGAUAUGGCUCAGAGGGUAAGCACCCCUGCGUUCAAUCCCCAGUAGCAAAAAAAAAAAAAAAAAAGUAAUUCUGUACUUAUAUUCAUCUUUGAAAUGAACGCUUUGAACCACAAGAGGGAGAUGUUGUCAUAUUCUGUUGUGUGAUCAUCUAUUUUGAAUAUUCCAUAACAGAGUAAGAUUUUUCUACUUUAAGUAGCUAUUUAAAAAUAAAUAGGCCAGGGGGCUGGGGUUGUGGCUCAGUGGUAGAGUGCUCUCGCCUUGCAUGCACGAGAUCCUGGGUUCGAUCCUCAGCACCACAUAAAAAUGAAUAAGUGAAAUAAAGGUAUUGUGUCCAACUACAACUAAAAAAAUAAAUAUUAAAAAAAAAUAAAAAUAAAUAAGCCAGGCUUGGUGGUGCAUGCCUGUAAUCCCAGCAACUCAAGAGGCUGAGGCAGGAAGAUCACAAGUUGGAGGCCAGUCUCAGCAAUUUAGAGAGACCUUGUCUCAAAAAGUAAAAAGGGCUGGGGAUGUUGCUCAGUGGUAAAGUGGGCUUGAGUUAAAUCCUGAGCCAAAAAUAAAUUAAUUAAUUAAAAAGUAAAAAUAAAUAUCAGGAUCGGUGGAGUGUGGUGGUGCAGGCUUGUAGUCCCAGUACUCUGGAGGCUGAGGCAGAAAGAGCACUUGAGCCCAUGACUUAAGACCAGGUCCUGGGGAUUGAAUCCAGCCUUGACAACAGUGAAAUUCUGUCUCGAACCCCAAAAUUUUCCAGGCAUGGUGGUACACGCCUGUAAUUCCAGCAGUUUGGGAGGUUGACAGGAGGUUCAAAGCCAGCCUCAACAAUCUAGCAAGGCCCUGAGCAACAUAGUGAGACCCUGUCUCAAAAUAAAAAAUAUAAAAAAGGGCUGGGUAUAUGGCUCAGUGGCUAAGCACCCUUGGAUUAAAUCCCCUGUACAAUAAAAUAAAAUUAAAAAGUCAGGGUUAGGGUUAGGGUUAGGUUGUAGAGCACUUGCCCAAUGUGCAUGAGGCCCUAGGUUCAAUCUGCACCAAAAUAAGUAAAUAAAUGCCAAGGUUUUGGCAAUGAAUGUUUAUCAUGCCUAAAUACAAAAAAAUAAACAACUGAAUGUGUACUUUUCUUUUUCA
Marmota monax (woodchuck) is the source of this 3725-nucleotide messenger RNA. RefSeq names its product tubulin delta 1 (gene Tubd1). Bases 362 to 1723 code for a protein of 453 amino acids. The record is from RefSeq and is a predicted model, not a curated record. Gene Ontology annotation, molecular function: structural constituent of cytoskeleton; GTP binding. Gene Ontology annotation, biological process: microtubule cytoskeleton organization; mitotic cell cycle. NCBI's taxonomy places the organism in Eukaryota, Metazoa, Chordata, Mammalia, Rodentia, Sciuridae. The transcript has 9 exons. Gene Ontology annotation, cellular component: microtubule; cytoplasm.